Adineta ricciae is the source of this 2775-nucleotide messenger RNA. Lineage: Eukaryota; Metazoa; Rotifera; Eurotatoria; Adinetida; Adinetidae. The record is from the annotation of a GenBank genome assembly.
AUGUAUAGAGAUCAGUCGUUGAAAGUCAUUCUCCCACAUCAUUCACCGGAAAAGUCUUUUCUACAUGAACAAAACCGUCAGCGAACACUAUCGAAUCUAUCAUCCGUCUCUUCGUCCAAUGCUUACAAUGCACGGCAAGCAUCAUUUUCAUCAGCGUAUUCUUUUCAAGAUCGUCCAUCGAUUGAUAACGACGAGUUUUCCAGUGACGAUGAUAGUUUUCAAUACUACGAUCGACGCUUCUCACAGAUUAAUCGUCGACAACGUCGUACUUCGUUACAAUCUCUUAAAUUAAAGCAACGAUCAUUAUCAACAUUCAAACCGAAUACUCUUACUCUUCCCGCAAUUACUAGAGAGAUUACUAUUCCCAAAGUUGACAAAGAUCUCUAUGGGCAAACACUGCUUCAUUUGGCGGCUCGUCUUGGUCAUAGCGAUAUUCUUCGCCUACUGAUUAGUGAAACAUCACAAGCGAGUUCGCUGUUGAACAAACGAGGACAAACACCAUUGUUAGCAGCAAUAGAAGGAGGAUCGACAAAUACUGCAAUUCUACUGCUAGAAUCUGAUCCGCAGUUUAUUAUAUAUGCUGAUCAUCAAAGAUCGAAUGUAUUCCAUUAUGCAUGUGAGUACUCCAAUGACGUUGUCCUUAAUCGAGCUACUGCUCUUCUCAAAUGUCUCAAUUCGUUGAGCGAUCGAGCUGUUGGCUUGAGGCUUGUGACAGAACAAAAUUUUCUUGGUCGAAGCCCAAUUGAUAUUGCCAUAUGGAAAGGUCAAUUAAAAUGCGUCAAACAAUUCUUUCGCUCGCCAUGGUUGGAGGCUCACGUUGAUAUUCGAGAAUUAAUUACCACUGAUUCAUUGAAAUGUGCUAUCGAUCACGAUCAAUUAGAUAUUCUCUCGUUUUUCAUCAAUGAUACCAAACGGUUUGCUCAUAUUAUUCAGCUAGUCAUCGGUGUAUGUGGACAAAGUUUUAAUCUACUUGAAUAUGCCAUACAUUUGAAAAAGAAAAACAUCGUUCGAUUAUUACUCAGUGUUUAUAUUCCAGCCGAACAACACAUUGUUCGUCAGCAGUAUAAAUCAUUUCUACUGCAUUAUCAUCUAUCUGAUUCGGGACCAUUUUAUCAAACUCCCAUUCAACGAAUGUUAACCUCACCGGAAUGUAUUUCUUUGGUUCCAUUGAUGUUAGAACAGUUUGUCGACGCCACUGGUAUUGACCUAUCGGUUAUUGAUGAUUGUCUCUACGUUCGACCUGAUCAGACACGAUGUAUAUUUGGGCGAGGAAAGAAAUUUCUAGCAAGAGAUUGGUUACAACAGCAUCCCCUCGCUUUGAUUGCAAAAGCAAAUUGUAAAACGAUUUAUGAUCAUCAAUUAGUUCGAAUAUGCGUUGAUUUAAAAUUUAAUAUCUUCGGAAACUGUCUCUAUAUUCUCAUUCUCGGUUUCCAAUCCUUGUAUGUAGCAUUGUACACAGGAAUUACAUUGGGUUCGCCAACUCCAGCGAAGCAGGGCACUAAUUACUAUCAAACGAUGAAUUACUCGUGUAAAGACUUAUGUAUUCAAUUGUCAAAUGAUCCAGUUAACCCAGCGCGAUAUCAACCAGCAAUAUACGCAUUCCGUCUUAUCUUAUUAAUUCUAUCUUGUUUGGGUUUAUUGAAAGAAUUUUAUCAAAUGUUCACGCAACGAAAGAAAUAUUUCCAUCGAUUUUAUAUCAAUCUUAUUGAAUUACAUAUCUUUGUCAGUGCAAUAAUCUACUCUGUUGAUGUUAAUGAAUGUACACGUCAAACGGGUAUACGUUGUGCAAGCCAAUGGAUGACCGGUGGGAUUGGACUUCUUUCUGUUUGGACAUCAUUGUUAUUAGUAGUAAUGAAUGGAAUUAAAUUUGGAAAAUAUGGCCUUCUUUUCAUCACCGUAUUCACAACAUUUCUGAAAUUUAUAGCCGUGUAUAUAUUCAUUUGGGUAGGCUAUAUUUUAGCCUUUUACAUGAUAUGUAAAGAUAUUAUGGAGCAGUUUUUACCAUUCAAUUUCGUUCCAAAGCUAUUAGCCAUGUUCAUUGGUGAAUACGAUGUGGACGGUACUUUUUUUCCCAAUAACAAUCAGUUGCUGCCAGGCGCGGAAGGCGCAUUGAUUCUCUAUAGUGCAUUUAUCUUUACUAUGUUCAUUGUAAUGACAAAUAUAAUGGGCGGCCUUGCCGUUGCUGACGUGAAAGAAUUCCGGCUCAAUGCAAAACGAGAGCAUUUAAGAUCUCGGAUUGAUGUCAUAUUAGGAUUGCAGGUUUAUCUAGGUGGGUUCUGUGAAACCAUUGGUUCGAUUAUCAUGAAAAUAUGUCGGAAUCCCAAAUGGCGUUAUUUUUUGAAGAUACUUGGUUCGAUAGGACCGAAAUAUCAAUUAGCAAAACUUCAUAUCAUCUCCAAUCCUGUGGACAUUCCUUAUCCAAUAAUCGAGGUUGAACAAAAUGAAAGUUUACAACAUCCGUUGGUACUCUCUAUGAACGAACGAUUGCAGCAGGUGUGUCCGCAAACAGGUUUUUAUAUUCAUCAUCGUACGGUGCGGAAUCCUUCGUUAUUUUAUGGAGAUGAGAAUACGAUAUUACUGAAGAAAAGCGACGAGAAUGCGUAUGUUCAAAAUGGUCAACUAACAAUCGUCGCAUAUAAAGAAGAAUAUCCAUCAGCAAUGCUAUCAAUUGUUGAUCGUAAAGAAUUCACAUUUGGAAAAUUUACAGCCAAUACUCAGUUACCUUACGGGCAAGGAAUAUGGCCUGCAUUUUGGAUGGUAGGAAACGCUUGGUAA